Molecule: messenger RNA, 894 nt
Organism: Pyrus x bretschneideri (Chinese white pear)
Lineage: Eukaryota; Viridiplantae; Streptophyta; Magnoliopsida; Rosales; Rosaceae
Product: disease resistance protein RPV1-like
Exons: 1
Coding region: 1-894 (297 amino acids)
Source: RefSeq, a predicted model, not a curated record
AUGAGGUGUCCCUUUAUUGAGUCUAUAUACCUUGGUGAUUGUGGCAAGCUUGAGCAUUUCCCUGAAAUUGCUGGAAAGAUGGGAUCUUUAACAUGGAUGGAUGUAUCUCGCACUGCCAUCAAAGAAUUGCCUUCGUCAAUAGGAUAUCUCACUGGUCUUCAAACUUUACUUUUACUCGGAUGUGAAAACCUUACUACUCUGCCAUUCAGUAUUUAUGAGUUGCAGCAUCUAAAGGUUGUUUAUUUUCAUGGAUGCCCAAAUCUAGUCACAUUUCCAAGUAAGGCGACAUUUGAAUUAUCAUCGAGUGCAGAACCUGGUCCUUUGCUGCUUCCAACGAACUCAAACAGUUCACUUGACAACUGUGGCUCUUUAUUGCUUCCAAAACUGGAGGAGUUUGAUAUCAAAGGAGGCAAUUUAUCAGAAAUUAAUUUCCUUGGUACUCUUGACAGUGUGUCUACCUUAUUCAGACUUGAUCUAUCAGGAAGUAAUUUUGUUACUUUUUCGGUAAGCAUUACCACAUAUAUUAGCUUCAGGAUACUUGACUUGCAUGGCUGCAAAAGGCUUGAGGAAAUUCCAGAACUUCCACCAAAAGUAGGGUGGCUGGAUGCGAGUGGUUGCGUAUCAUUGGAAAGGUUUUCGAAAUUGUCAAACAUAAUGGAAUCUAAAGAGUUACAGAUGAUUUCUUGGAUUGACUUGUCCAAUUGCCGGGGACUGUUUGACAAUUUGGCUCGUAAUGGGGAAAAGAUGAAAAAUAGUUCAGUGAAUGAUCAGGCUUCCGCCUUCUCUGAUUUCCUUCUGAUGUCUUCUCAACAAUCUAAAUUCCAGGUCGUAUUUCCAGGAAAUGAAAUUCCAAAGUGGUUCAGCUGUCAUAAGGAUUUGGAGGAGCUUGGAUGA